Cadophora gregata is the source of this 1821-nucleotide messenger RNA. RefSeq lists its product as uncharacterized. NCBI's taxonomy places the organism in Eukaryota, Fungi, Ascomycota, Leotiomycetes, Helotiales, Ploettnerulaceae. Gene Ontology annotation, cellular component: endoplasmic reticulum. Gene Ontology annotation, biological process: peptidyl-proline hydroxylation to 4-hydroxy-L-proline. Bases 739 to 1821 code for a protein of 360 amino acids. Gene Ontology annotation, molecular function: L-ascorbic acid binding; procollagen-proline 4-dioxygenase activity; iron ion binding. The transcript is spliced from 2 exons. The record is from RefSeq and is a predicted model, not a curated record.
CUUGCCGCCACUUUUAUUUGAGUCAUGUCUUCUAGGACCGAUUUUUUCUUUGUUCUUUCUAUACUUACCCCAAGUAUACAGAUCAAUUAAUUCUGUAUUUGUCGCAACUUGUUGCACAAGAUUAUUCUGGGCAGGGAUGGAAGCAUAUGAAUAUAGCGCUUCCAGUGCUUACCAUGUCCCCGAGGCCUCAGCGCCAAAGAGCUCCUAGAAUUAGCGCACAUCCACUAAUUUUAGGCAAACGUCCCUCUGAAACAAGGUUCUCCUUCCACCGACCCUGAGCCUCCAACUCUCCGGAAGUUUGUCCCAUCAACAACAUAAAGGGCCUUGAAGAACGAGAUACAGCGAGGAAUAAAAUAGGAGUCUACUCGUACAUAGGAGGCCCCUCGCCAAGAAUAUGAGCCAUAACCCCGCAUGAAGGAUUGAAUGAGGCUGACCAUGACAGGGCGUUUCAAACGAGACGGGCGAUUCCAGGCAACCACAGCCUCUCUCCUUCGAGUCACCGAUGAAAGAAAGUCCUAGAUAAAUCUGUCCUUUAUCAUCAUUCCACUUCCAAUUAAUUUCAAUUUUAUAUUCAGGCACCCUUUUAAGAUCAAUAUAAGACCUUCAAUCGGUACCUGCAUCCGCUCUGCCUUAAAUCUCCUCUCAAGAUCUCAUCUCAAGCCAACAUCCCACCUCAUCACGCUACCUACCCAAACCACAACAACACCACACCACCACCCCCCUCCAACAACAAUAGUAAUGCCCCCCAACUCCCCCCUCACAAUCCUCCAACAAGCCCGCGCCCUCCACGCCGAGCGCGCCAGGCGAGGCAUCGAAGAACAAGGCAUCAGCAAAGUCCUCCGCACAAACUACAAGUCCCUCCCCAUUCCCUACCCCAGCACAUUCCUCUCCCCAAUCUCAGACCCCUCAACCAUCAAAGUGCAACGCAUCGAUUUCGCAAAUUCGCCUUUAAGGGAGUAUAAGAAAUGUUUCGCUGUUGUGCUGGAUGAUGUUUUGAGUAAAGAGGAAUGCGAGGAUUUAAUUAGGUUUGCUGAGAUGAGUGUUGGUGCGCAUGGGAAUGGGAAUGGGUCGCUGGUGGCGGGAGAUGGGGAAAGAGAGGGGGAGAGAGGAGAUGAGGGUGAGAUGAGGGUAGGAGAGGCGGUGGAGGAGCCAAAAGAUAACGGGUGGAAGCCAGCAUUGGUGAGCGCAGGUCGAAACCACGAAGUUCUAGCAGUGCAUUACAGAAAUUCUGACCGGAUCAUCUGGGAUGAGAAGGAGAUUGCUACGAGGAUCUGGAAGCGAGUCUUACAGGCUGAAGGCAUGGCCGAAUAUUUCAAGUGUCUGAGUGGUGAAGAGUAUGUUCCUGUCGUGGGGGGAAGUGCUCUUUAUAAGAGUGAGGUGAGAGUUAUUACGGAAGAGGGCUUGAAUGAGAGGUUGCGGUUUCUGAGGUAUGGGCCGGGACAGUUUUUCAAAGAACACUGUGACGGCCAAUACGAGACUGAAGACGGCCUGGCCGAAUCAUUCUACACGUGCCAUCUCUACCUCAAUGACUCUGCUCAAGUCCUCGGCAUCCCACCAGGCUCAGAACAAGACUCAGCAGACCUCCUCCGCGGUGGAGCAACCACUUUCCAUUCUGUCAAGCGCGACCACAGGAUGGAUAUUGAUCCUAAAAUUGGUCGUGUGCUUAUCUUCCAGCAGAGGAAAUUGCUGCACAGUGGGGAUGAAGUGCUGAGUGGAUUGAAGUAUACGAUGAGAAGUGAUUUGAUGUAUCGGUAUGAACUAACGGGUGUGCGGGAGGAGGAUGAUGAUGGGGCGAUCGAUUUUGGAGUUGUGGAUACGUAA